UGCGGCGGCGACUUUUGGUUGUGUUUUUAAACAAUUGUGGCGAUAAAGUGGUUUGGUUAUAAAAUUAAUAAACAAAAAUUUGCCAAAAACAGCCAGUUACCAACGAAGAGCAGCCAAUAUGUCGUUUCUACUGAAAGCAGCCGCCACAGCCCGUCACAUCGUUCAUAAGGUACCCGUGCGCCACCUGAAUCUCCUGGAGUUCCAGAGCAAGGACCUCCUCCAGAAGUACGGAGUGGCCAUCCAGCAAUUCAAGGUUCUGGAUAACUCCCAGGCAGAUGCAGAUGUCGUCAAGACUUUUGAAUGCCCCGAGUAUGUGGUGAAGGCGCAGAUUCUUGCCGGUGGGCGUGGCAAGGGGACUUUCGACAACGGUUUCAAAGGCGGCGUGCAUAUCACCUCCAACAAGAGCGAGGUGCUUUCGCUCACCAAGCAGAUGAUUGGAAACCGGCUGAUAACCAAACAAACCCCCAAAUCGGGAAUCCUGGUCAACAAGGUCAUGGUGGCGCGCAGUAUCAACAUCACCCGGGAGACCUAUCUCUGCAUCUUGCUGGACCGAGAGCACAAUGGACCCGUGCUGAUUGCAUCGCCUGCCGGAGGCAUGGAUAUCGAGGCGGUGGCCGAGGAGACCCCCGAGAAAAUUAAGACUGUCCCGCUGAGCAUUGAUAAACCCAUUCCGGAGUCGACGCUUCUGGAGGUGGCCAAGUUCUUGGAGUUCAAGGGAGACGCCGUGAAGCGUUGUGCCGAGGAAAUUCAAAAGCUCUACACUCUCUUCAAGGCAGUGGAUGCCGUACAGAUUGAGAUCAAUCCGCUGGCGGAGACGGACAAGGGAGAAGUGAUCUCCGUUGAUGCCAAGCUGAACUUUGAUGAUAAUGCCCAGUUUCGGCAGAAGGAUAUCUUCGCUAUGGACGUCACCGAGGAGGAGUCCGAUCCCCGUGAAGUGGAGGCAGCCAAAUACAACCUGAACUAUGUGGCCAUGGAUGGAAACAUUGGUUGCUUGGUAAAUGGCGCUGGCUUGGCCAUGGCCACCAUGGACAUAAUCAAGCUGAAUGGAGCUGAGCCCGCCAACUUCCUGGAUGUCGGUGGUGGCGUCAAUGAGGCUCAGGUGGCCAAGGCCUUUGAGAUCCUCACCGCUGAUCCGAAAGUCAAGGGAAUCCUGGUUAACGUCUUUGGUGGCAUUGUCAAUUGCGCCACCAUUGCCAAUGGCAUUGUGGCUGCCUCCAAGAAAUUGCAACUGAAUGUUCCAUUGGUUGUGCGAUUGGAGGGCACUAAUGUGAACCAGGCCCGCGAGAUCCUCAAGAAUUCGGGUCUGCCCAUUCAGACUGCCAGUGACUUGGAUGAUGCCGCCCACAAGGCGGUUGCCGCCCUUAAUUAGGUGUACUUUCAUCAAGGAGAGAAUGUCUUCCAAAUUAUCACGACGCACAUUAGCAUUUACAACGGAUAGGCCUUUUAAUUAUAAGUUUUUAUCGACAAUAUAACCAGAAUGUUAUAUUUUAAA
Molecule: messenger RNA, 1492 nt
Organism: Drosophila subpulchrella
Lineage: Eukaryota; Metazoa; Arthropoda; Insecta; Diptera; Drosophilidae
Gene: ScsbetaG
Product: succinate--CoA ligase [GDP-forming] subunit beta, mitochondrial
Exons: 4
Coding region: 119-1369 (416 amino acids)
Biological process (GO): succinyl-CoA metabolic process; tricarboxylic acid cycle
Cellular component (GO): mitochondrion; succinate-CoA ligase complex
Molecular function (GO): succinate-CoA ligase (GDP-forming) activity; ATP binding
Source: RefSeq, a predicted model, not a curated record